GUGCCACUGCCGCUUCCCCGAGAUGUGGCCCCCGCCGCGCAUGGAGGAGCUGCCCGUCGUUGUCCUCCUGCUCCUCCUCCUGUCCUUACUGUUUGUCCCGCUGGUGCUCCUGCAUAGGAAGCGCCGCGGUCGGCGGACGCCUCCGUUCAGUCUCCUGGUGGUGGCCGGUUCUGGUGGGCACACAACAGAAAUCCUGAGGUUACUUAGCUGUUUGUCAGAGUCAUACUCUCCUAGACAUUAUGUUUUGGCAGACUCAGAUAAGAUGAGUGAAGCUAAAAUACGUUCUUUUGAACAAAAAAGGGCUGAAACAUUCUCCAAGUCCCAGUUCAGCCUUGAUCGCAUUCCCAGGAGCCGGGAGGUUAGACAGUCUUGGAUCUCCUCUGUGCUAACAACACUGUACUCCAUACUUUACUCUCUUCCUCUGACCUACAAACGGAAGCCAGAUUUGAUAUUGUGCAAUGGACCAGGAACAUGUGUUCCUGUCUGUUUAUCUGCUUUUCUUCUUGGCCUUCUACGAAUAAAGAGAACAAUCAUUGUGUAUGUAGAAAGCAUCUGCCGUGUGGAAACUUUAUCCCUGUCUGGAAAAAUUCUUUACUACUUUUCAGAUUAUUUCAUUGUUCAGUGGCCUGAUCUAAAGAAAAGAUAUCCCAAGUCAGUAUAUCUUGGUCGAAUAGUGUAACAACAGAAGAUAAGCUAAGCUUCACCUGAAAGAGGUAAAGCUGCAAGCUUCUCACUUGCAUUCCUGUAGUUAUUUAUUUCCAAGAAUUCCUGUUAAGAAAUUGGGCUGGUACUUAAAAAUGAGCCAAUAAAGAUUUCUCUACAUUUAUGUAAAAUUUUUGUGUAUUUGUAUUUAUUACAAUCAUGUAGGUCUGUUUGCCAGUAACUCACAGUGGCUCAAAGUCUAUGCUGCCUCUGUUUUCAUCUAGCUUUCCUGCUAUGUGAAUUGUAUUUUUUUGUCUACAAAUA
Hirundo rustica (Barn swallow) is the source of this 966-nucleotide messenger RNA. RefSeq names its product ALG14 UDP-N-acetylglucosaminyltransferase subunit (gene ALG14). Gene Ontology annotation, cellular component: UDP-N-acetylglucosamine transferase complex. Bases 23 to 679 code for a protein of 218 amino acids. Lineage: Eukaryota; Metazoa; Chordata; Aves; Passeriformes; Hirundinidae. Gene Ontology annotation, biological process: dolichol-linked oligosaccharide biosynthetic process. The record is from RefSeq and is a predicted model, not a curated record. The transcript has 4 exons.